AUGUCGCCGGAAAGUAAUCUAGCCAAGCCCAGGACCAGGACCAGGUCCAACGACGAUCAACUCAAAAAUGCCCCCACAAAAGCGCCACUCAACUGCCCUCGUUGCGAUUCCGCCAACACCAAAUUCUGCUACUACAACAACUACAGCCUCACCCAGCCCAGGCAUUUCUGCAAGGCCUGCCGCAGAUACUGGACCAAAGGCGGGGCACUACGCAACGUUCCCGUCGGCGGCUGCUCCCGCAAAAAUAAAAAGCCCAAAUCGGCCUCCUUCACCCUUCCGUCCAACGACUCCGGGCCUUCGUCCAAUUUGGAAAUCGGCAGAUUGGGGUUUUUCAACGCUACUAUUUCGUCCGAUUUUCAGCUGGGCGGAAAUUCGCCCUUCGCGGCCUUUUACGAUCAGUUUGGGGGAUUUUCUCUCGACCAAUCGAGAAGCCCGAAUUCCUUCUUGCCUUCGGCUGGGUUUAAUAAUGGCCUCGAAUUGAAUGCGGAUACGAGUAUCGCCUCUUCUAUUGAGUCUCUGAGCUCUAUUAACCAAGACCUCCACUGGAAACUGCAGCAGCAGAGGCUCGCUAUGCUGUUUGGAGGAGACAACGCCGCCCAUGAGGACGGUGGAAUUUCGAUUUCCAAACCGGAGGUUUGUAAUUCUUCCGAUUUCAAUGCAAGAAAAGAUCAUAUCACGGCCGGAGCCGGAAUCGGGGGAGCCUCUGCAGCGGCCGAUGAGUGGUUCUUUGGGGAUUCUUAUGCCGCCACCUCGGUGCCAAGCACCGCAACGGGUGCGGCGGCCGCGAGCUAUAACUCCGGCGACAGCGCCGUCGCUGGGUGCGAUGGUUUUCAAGAGUGGCACGAUUUGCAUCAGUACGGUCAUUUACCGUAG
This is a messenger RNA of Momordica charantia (bitter melon), 873 nucleotides long. RefSeq names its product Dof-type zinc finger DNA-binding family protein. Gene Ontology annotation, molecular function: DNA-binding transcription factor activity; DNA binding. Gene Ontology annotation, biological process: regulation of DNA-templated transcription. Lineage: Eukaryota; Viridiplantae; Streptophyta; Magnoliopsida; Cucurbitales; Cucurbitaceae. The record is from RefSeq and is a predicted model, not a curated record.